AUGACUAUCUCCACUAAGACGUCCCAGGCUACCCUUCCCGAUGAACCGUUGUUCCGACGGAUGCUUGAGAAUGCCACCGAACGGCCCUCUCAUCUCUUAAUCUCCGACAAAAGCGUGGGCGUCGAGGCCGAUAGCGCGACAAUCUUCUCCGACCUCCUGCACAUGCUCAAUACCAUUCGUCAACAUGAAAACACGGCACACUCGUUCAUCAGUGUGCUCAUGCCCGUCAACUACGAGUUUAUCAUUACGGUUCUGGCAGUGCUUGCUUCCGGCCAGGCAUUUGCGCCAAUCCGCUUUGGCCAUACAGCGGAAUAUGCACUUGGCCUGAUGAAGCGCUGCCGAUCAACCUGUCUGGUCUACGGAGCUCUUGAGGAGAGUUUUGCCAUCGAUAUCCAGCAUCUUGCCUCUGUCCAGGGAUAUCCCAUCCAGAUUGUCCCUUUCGGAAGAGCGACCAACCCAUGUCUAAAUUUCGAGGACCUCCAUCUUAGCUUGGACACCGACAUCACUCUCAACCCCGACCGUCCAGCCAUGCUUGUUUACAGCAGUGGGACAACCGGCGAGAAGCCCAAGGGAAUCCUCCACAAGCGGAGCUUCUUCGACCGUCCCGGCCGUAUCAAUCCUCAUUCCAUCUUCCUCAUGAUGGCCGACCCAUUGCAGACAAUCAGCUCCAUCAACAUUCUGGCCCUCACUGUCUCCACGGGAUGUCAGUUGCGCUACAUCUCGCGCACCGACGGCGUCCCCGAGAUCUGGGAGCAGUUCCGUACCGGCCGCAUUUGCUCCUUCACUGCAAUCCCCGACACCUGGAACGAAAUGGCCUGGUACUACCGCAACCGCAUUCACAACCUCCCACAGGAGACGCGAGACAGUUAUCUCGAAGGCGCGCGGAAAGUCAUGUUCCCCUACACGCAAGGCGCGAGCACGCCCGCAUCGGUCCUGCGCUUUUGGAAAGAGGAGCUGCAACGACCGGUUUAUAACGUAUUUGGAGCCACGGAGCUUGGAGGCCUAGCUCUUUGCACUGGUCCUGAUACUGUCUCCGAUGACUACGAAUGUAUCGGCAAGCCCAAAUCUCACAUCACUGUCAAGCUGUCCGAGGGAGACCACGGAGAGCUCCUGAUCAAGUCGCCUACCGUGAUUCUCCUCUUCCCACACAGCUACCUAAACGACCCCCAACGCACCAAGUCCGUCUUCGACGAAGAAGGCUUCUACCACACCGGUGACCUAGUCCACCUCUCUCCAGAGGGCGAGUACAUCUACGAACGACGAAUCACGCUCAAAGACCCCGUGUCCGUAAUGGAACAAAAUCUCUCCGCUCUCCCCUACCUCCAAGACAUCCGCGUGACCCAACUACCGCUAGAUCACGCCUACGGGUCCUUCAUUCUCGGCCUCGUCGUCCGGAUCUGUCCACAGACCAUGAAGUCGAAAACCACCACGCAAAUGGACCGCGCCGGCUGCUGGCGCCGGCUUCAGGCCGUGUUCUCUCUGACUUUCCUUCAGCUGGAGAAUAUGGUCCCCAUUGCUGUUCGGGUGCUGGCGCCGGACGAGAAGAUGACCUGGGACCGCGAACAGCUUCGUGACGCGUUCCCGUAUAACGUCGAUCCAACGUUUCGCGCGGACUAUGAGAUCGGCGUGCAUCGGGCUUGGUUGAAUUGA
This is a messenger RNA of Aspergillus steynii IBT 23096, 1650 nucleotides long. Its product is annotated as acetyl-CoA synthetase-like protein. The coding region runs from base 1 to 1650 and encodes 549 amino acids. Gene Ontology annotation, molecular function: very long-chain fatty acid-CoA ligase activity. Gene Ontology annotation, biological process: fatty acid biosynthetic process. The record is from RefSeq and is a predicted model, not a curated record. NCBI's taxonomy places the organism in Eukaryota, Fungi, Ascomycota, Eurotiomycetes, Eurotiales, Aspergillaceae. The transcript has 5 exons.